Molecule: messenger RNA, 1473 nt
Organism: Suillus discolor
Lineage: Eukaryota; Fungi; Basidiomycota; Agaricomycetes; Boletales; Suillaceae
Exons: 2
Coding region: 1-1473 (490 amino acids)
Source: RefSeq, a predicted model, not a curated record
AUGCCAACUGGGUGCCACGCUAGAACAAUUGACCUGGGGAAAAAGCUGUCAUCCUUUUUGACAGCUCCACCCAUCCAUAAUACAAAGGUUAUGGAUGAACUCACCACUUCUGAACUUAAUCGCUUGAUACUUCAAGAGCCUCCAUUCAUGAAUAGGGACGAGCUCAGCCAUGCCUUAGCGCUAAUCUUCCAGUCAUGCACCACCAAAAUUCCCAAAGUGAAGGAUCUCAUGGUUCCAUUGAGCAAGAUACCACCCAGUGCUCGGCUUGAUGAUCUGGAAGUUUUCACUCCAGAGCCAGACAGACCUACCAUGGUACGGCUAUAUGACAUCAAAAAGUGUCAAUGGAAUUGGCCCCUUCCAAUGACAUAUGAACUCAAACGCAAGCAUCCAACUACAAAACAAAGUAAGCAGGGAGGGAAGAGUGGCACAGAAGACUCAGAGAAGUCAGGAGAAUGGGUAUUGAUCGAUGAAACAACCAAAACCAAGUUGGCCUCUGGGAGCCUAGAUGCACCGUCGCUGGCAUCUACCAGUGAAGCUAGCAAGAGCAUGCUGCCAUUUGCCGAUGCAGAGCUAUUAACUGAUGAAUCAGAGUCAGAUGAUAGGACAGAUGACUUGGAGGGCUCACUUCCCUCAUAUGCAGUCCUGGAGGAGGGUUCACCAAUGACAGAACAUAUUUUCACGUCAUUCUUUAACAUUGUUGCUAUCGCCCUCCUUGCAUUAAAGCCCGAUCUUGCUCAUCCACACAACUUAUCAUACACCUGGAGUGCGGCAAAUUCAUCACGUCCAGUACCUGGUGAUGAAGUCCCAUGCAAACCAGAUCUCAUCCUACUAGAUGAUGUUGAAGCCAGGUGGGAUACAAUCAAAGCAGUAUGCGAGUUGACCUGCAGCACCUACAAACCUUCGAGUACCCUUGCAAAGACUCUCAAUACUAAAGCAUACCUUCUCCUGAAGCACCAACCCUGGAGACAGUUUGCAUUGAUGGUGUCUGUUUGCAAUGGGUAUCAUGAUCUUCGCAUUCACCUGUAUGACCACUCCAGUGAUGUUAUGCUGAGAUCAUGCGCUACUUUCAUCCUUCACCAGAAUGAAACUUCACCCCACCGUACCCAGAGCGAAAGCUCAUCCCACUCCUCCCCCUCCCAGGCCAGUACCUGUACCCUCCCUCACCAGAUGGACUUGGAGAUGGAGACUGCUGAGGAUAAAUCCACCGAAGAAGAUGAAGCUAACACACCUGCUAAAGAAGACAAAGACAAAGACAAAGACAAAGUUGAUAAAUGCUUGAUCGAGCUUCCAAUAGAGAUCCCUAAUGAUCCUCUCCUUGAACCUCUGCCAGAGCCGAUCAGGAAGAUAUGGGUCAACGACCACUAUUAUGAUAUCUUGGAAAUCAUUUUUUCCAGGCAGGGUCUUGUGGGGCAUGGUACUGUGUGCUAUCUUGCAAAGAUGGAUGGGCAGGAUUACAUCAUAAAGGACUAUUAG